AUGGGCCGUGGACCACGAGGUGCAGAAAGUUGCGCCCGACAAUACAACAGAUGGGGAAAGGUGCGGGACAUGGACAAAAUCAAGGAAGCUAUUGAAAGGGAUCUUCAUAAGUCCUUCCCAGCAGAUUUCAUCACUUUGCGAGCCAGUGGAGAAGACGUUCGCGAGAUGAGCAACUGCUCCAGCUCCCCACUCGAGGCAAAUUACUCCUCCCUCUGGACCAUCUCUCCCUACGACUCUGUUCCCCCCGAGAUUCCCCCUUACCUUAUCAUGCGACUCGAGCAUUUUUUGACGGAUGACCAACAAGGUGGUCUUUUGGCCCAAUGGGACCGCUUCAUAGCCUCCUGCGAGGCUUUGCACCUUGGCGUCUGGGAGGUAACUGCCAAAAAACCUCGCCUGACUUUGGAAUCCCGAGAUCAAUCUGAUGAAGCUGUUGAAGCCAUGGACGAUCUUCUGUGUUUCAUCAAGACUUACAUUGCGCCCAAGAUCGGGACUGCCUUUAAAGAACACGCCCCUGUUCAGUGGGAUUGUAUUUUAAAAGCCAAUGAUCGGGUGCUCAAGCUCCUUAAAUGUGACCUCAAGUUGCGCCCCAGUCUUUUUAUGGGUGGCCCAUUUUUUGCUGUGGCAGCCAAAGAAGCUGGAUCGGGGAUCAUGCAUCUUGAUUGGAAUGAUGACAAAGUGAUCUACGCAUUUGCAUCAAAAUUCCCGUCCGCCCUGGGCAGGUACUGGCUGUACUUGCUUGUGUGCUUGCUCAUUUCAGCACACCAGUUACAAGUGGUCGUAGAGUAG
Messenger RNA from Suillus paluster, 786 nucleotides. RefSeq lists its product as uncharacterized. The coding region runs from base 1 to 786 and encodes 261 amino acids. The transcript has 6 exons. The record is from RefSeq and is a predicted model, not a curated record. NCBI's taxonomy places the organism in Eukaryota, Fungi, Basidiomycota, Agaricomycetes, Boletales, Suillaceae.